AUGGCAUCCGCGGCGGAUAUGCGAACAAAUGUCCACCGCUUUCGCAUUCGACGCUCGUCCAUCUCCGACCCUCACGCCGAUCCCUCGUCCACGUCGUCUUCGGCACCGCUCCGACGACGGUCUGCCUCGCCCCCCACCGGCAACGGCACGAGCAUCGUCAACUCAGUGGCAUCCUCCAAUGAAGGGCCCUUGUCUGCCGAGAGACCCGGCCCCUCAGACGGCCUUCCCUCCGCCAAGGCCGCCCGUGAGAUACCCGCUUGUGACCGCUGUCGCCAUUUCAAGAAGAAGUGCAGUCGUACUUUUCCCAUCUGCACCCUGUGUGCCAAUGCCGGGUCCAAGUGCAGCCUCUCGACGCCUGUUGACUCAACAGCGGCGCAGACACAUCAUCUGCGCGCCAGGGUGGAAUGGCUCUCCAGCUUCAUCAACAAGCACGUCCCCGUCGGCCCUACCGGCAUAGCCUCUAUCGACACAGGCACUGAUCUGUCGUCCUUUGUUGACCACAGUCGACGGUCGAAUGCGGCGAGUGACACCAGUCAGGGGGCUCUCCCGACAACUCCUUCACUUGCGGCGCCACUGCAGCGUCAUGCUCCCAGUCGACCUUUUGACCCUCUAGAAGGCGUCCGUCAUGUCAGUUCUCACGCGACACCCCCGGGGGGAAACGAUCCGCUCAGCCAGACGCCCUCCAUCUUCUCGAGCCCCGGCAGACCGGGUCUCGCCGCCGCAUCCACCAUCGGCACUCCGGGUCUACCGCCUGACGCCGCCGCCCGCAGGUUUGUCGAUGCCUACUUCCGCAACGUCAACCGCGCCUACCCCUUCGCCAACCGCGACAAGGUCCUGCGCGAUCUGGAGGCCUUGGGCGAAACGGCCAUGGGCCAGCGCGACGCCGACUCGACCGUGCUGUAUCUCAUCAUGGCCAUUGGUUGCACCUCCCUCGAGCGUGCCGGCCAAGUGCCCAAGGACACGGCCAGCAAGUUUGAGGUUCCCUAUGCCGAGAUUAUCCAGGAGUGUCUGGCCAAGGAGGACACCGAGUCUAUCCAGGUCCUGGUACUCCUCUCACUGUAUUCGCUGUUUGAUCCCCAUGGGGCUUCCGCCUGGUCGAUGGCCGGCAUCGCCUCGAGGCACGCCAUGCUCCUGGGACUCAGUCGGCGCGCCUCCGAAGACAAGUCUCUCGCGGCUGUCGAGCUCGAAUUGCGGCACCGUCUGUUCUGGAGCAUCUUUGUACUGGAUCGCAUGAUGGCAGUGUCCAUGGGCCUGCCCGUCGCUCUCAUUGACGACAACAUGGACGUGCCUCUGCCCGGCUUGACUAUUGAAGAGUUCGCUUCACCAGAACGGCAGCAGUUCGCAUCCACGCUCCAGACAAACCGCCACGUCAUUCAGUUGCGGCAGCUCGAAGGCCGGAUUCUCACCCUCAUUCACCACCGGAGGCGGUCGGACAUAGCCUCCUUGUCCCAGGCCGACCGCCGAGCCAUCCUGCAUGAUCUCAGAACUGAUAUCGAGGCCUGGUACAGCAGUGGCUCCCUGGUAUCGCCCAUGGAAGCCGACAAUAUUCCCAUUCAUAAUUCGAUCACCUGGCUCAGCGCCCGCUACUAUCACCUCCUGAUCUUGCUGCACUAUCCCUGCCAUUUCAACUCCUUCGCUUCCAGUGUCUCGGCGACAGAGCUGCUGAGGUUUGCCCAAAAGCACCUGCAGUCAACGUCUGCCCUCCUUCAACAGCGCCAGCUUCCCUUCAAUCGGAUCACGCUGUGUCGCAUAUUCCCCGUGGGUCUCGUGCUGAUACACGGAUUCAUUGCUUGUGAGGCAGAGGGGUCGCCUUUCCCCGCCAGAGACGAGGUCGCCGUCGUUGUCAGCAUCCUCGAAGCGUUUCCGAGUGGCUGGGUCAACGCCCACAAAGCUGCCAACAUCUUUCGCCAGUUCAUGACCUUGACGACCAGCCCACCGAGCUACGGACCCAUGCACUUUCAGACAACGAUGCUCGGCAACGGGCCUCUCGAUGCCGCGAGGGAGUCGACGCAGGCCAUGCUGCGACCGAUACUGACCAACCUCCUCGGCCUCAUGCAAGAGGUCCUGGGCAAGGCGACUUGCUAUGCCUUCCACGAGAUGCCCGAUAGUCGGGGCGGCUUCGCGGGGUUCAGCGGCCCUUUAUCUUCAUUUUCCCCACCCGGACCCUCGCGAAGCCUCGGUGGUUCCAUGUCGGGUCUCACGCCUGGGGCCGAAGGAGCCAUGGAUUACAACUGGAGUUCUCUCGAAAUGGGCUUUCUCUGA
This is a messenger RNA of Verticillium dahliae VdLs.17, 2262 nucleotides long. Its product is annotated as STB5 protein. The transcript has a single exon. NCBI's taxonomy places the organism in Eukaryota, Fungi, Ascomycota, Sordariomycetes, Glomerellales, Plectosphaerellaceae. Gene Ontology annotation, biological process: DNA-templated transcription; positive regulation of transcription by RNA polymerase II. Gene Ontology annotation, molecular function: DNA-binding transcription factor activity, RNA polymerase II-specific; zinc ion binding; sequence-specific DNA binding. The record is from RefSeq and is a predicted model, not a curated record. Bases 1 to 2262 code for a protein of 753 amino acids.